CUUGCGUGUUUUUAAACCAGAGAGCAGCACUAACAUCGAUCUGAUGUUACUUAUGUCAAAUAAAUAAUAACAUGCCGGGUUAAAGUUAACCUAAACAUCUAAAAAUGUUGUUUUAUUCGUUUUUCAAGUCGUUAGUUGGGAAAGAUGUUGUAGUUGAAUUGAAAAAUGAUUUAAGUAUUUGUGGUACUUUACAUUCCGUUGAUCAAUAUUUAAACAUCAAGUUGACGGACAUCAGUGUUACAGAUCCUGAUAAAUAUCCUCAUAUGUUGUCCGUGAAGAAUUGUUUUAUUCGUGGAUCGGUUGUCCGAUAUGUUCAGUUGCCUGGUGAUGAGGUUGAUACUCAGCUAUUACAGGAUGCCGCUAGAAAAGAAGCUACGGUGGCAACAAGAUAAAUAAUCUUUGGAAUUAAGUGUUUAUUGGAAUUAUGUGCUGAAUUAAAGUGUUUUUAUUGUAAUCUAUUUGUACCGAAUGAAAGUCCUUUUAUUUUGAAUGAAUGUAAUCAUGUAACAAUCAAUUAAAUUUGUACCGAAUGAAAGUCCUUUUAUUUUGAAUGAAUGUAAUCAUGUAACAAUCAAUUAAAAUUUAUAAAUAAUCAAAAA
Messenger RNA from Chrysoperla carnea, 599 nucleotides. RefSeq names its product U6 snRNA-associated Sm-like protein LSm2. The transcript is spliced from 4 exons. Gene Ontology annotation, biological process: mRNA splicing, via spliceosome. The coding region runs from base 105 to 392 and encodes 95 amino acids. The record is from RefSeq and is a predicted model, not a curated record. Gene Ontology annotation, molecular function: RNA binding. Gene Ontology annotation, cellular component: P-body; U4/U6 x U5 tri-snRNP complex; Lsm1-7-Pat1 complex. Lineage: Eukaryota; Metazoa; Arthropoda; Insecta; Neuroptera; Chrysopidae.